AUGCUUAUAGAUAGUUUUAAAGAUGAAAAUUAAUUCGCUGAAGCUGUACAUUGUUCAUGUACUAUUCCGGGAAUUACCGGAUUUUAAAUAUGGGGAGAUUAUUAGGGCCUUUAGGCUAUUGAUGGGGGAGUUACGAUGGGGAUACCAUAUAAAAAUAAGAAUUCUAAGUGUAUAUUUUUAAAUGUAUUACCAAAAGUAUUCACUAUGUAUCCUAUUAUAAGAGAAAGUCCAAAAGAUUUAAAAACUAUUUAUAUAGCGGAAGAAUUUUCGUACAAUUUUCCAAAUGAUUAUUGGCUUUGGGAUGAAUAUAAUGCCGAUAAAUAAUUUUUAUAGGGAUAUUUAGCAGCUAAAAAUCAUGAAGGGAUUAUUAAGGAAUAUUUUUUAGGAAAUUAAUGA
Molecule: messenger RNA, 396 nt
Organism: Ichthyophthirius multifiliis
Lineage: Eukaryota; Ciliophora; Oligohymenophorea; Hymenostomatida
Product: patatin-like phospholipase family protein, putative
Exons: 1
Source: RefSeq, a predicted model, not a curated record